AUGAUUGAGGGAAUGGUGAAGGAUGGUGUUAUUGAACCUUCAUCUAGUCCAUGGUGUUCACCUGUGGUGCUGGUAAAGAAGAAGGACGGCAGCAUGCGGUUUUGUGUUGACUACCGCCGCCUGAACGACGUUACGAAGAAGGACAGCUAUCCCUUGCCUAGAAUUGAUGACACGCUGGACAUGCUCACAGGCGUAAAGUGGUUUAGUACGCUGGACCUGAAAAGUGGCUACUGGCAGGUUGAAAUUGACCCUAAGGACAAGGAGAAAACUGCAUUCUCCACAGGAAAGGGUCUGUGUGUCGGAAGAAGGUAUCCGCACGGAUCCAGAAAUAUUGCCGCUGUCAAGGAGUGGCCGGUUCCAAAAGACAAGACACAGGUUAGAGCAUUUUUGGGUUUGUGCUCUUAUUAUCGGCGAUUUGUGAAGAACUUUGCAGAUAUAGCCAAACCUCUGCACAAGCUAUCCGAGGAGAAGCGACAUUUCUGCUGGGAUGAAAGUUGCGAUAUUGCAUUCCAGGAGCUCAAGAACCGUCUGUGCAAAACACCUAUUUUGGGGUACCCUGAUGCAGGCAAGGAAUUCAUAGUUGACACAGACGCAAGUGAUAUAGGACUUGGCGGUGUGUUGUCUCAACGGAAUGGUGAUCAAGAGAUUGUGAUAGCGUACUUCAGCAAGUCAUUGUCAAAGCCGGAAAGGAACUAUUGUGUCACAAGACGGGAAUUGCUUGCUGUGGUAAAGUCCUUGCAGCAUUUUAGCAAAUAUCUUCUAGGGCGGAAAUUCCACUUACGAACUGACCAUGCUGCACUCAAAUGGCUAUUGCAGUUCAAAAAUCCGGAAGGACAAGUUGCGAGAUGGAUUGAACUACUGCAGGAAUACGACUUUGUAAUCGAACAUCGCAGCGGGAAAUCUCAUGGCAAUGCAGAUGCAUUGUCAAGAAGACCUUGCCCUGAAGAUUGCAAGCAUUGUACUAGGCAAGAGGGUAAGGAAGUGGUAUCUGUGAGAAUGCUCAGGACAGACCAGCUCAGCAAUGAGUGGAAGGACAGCCUACAACAUGCACAGCAGGAAGAUUCGGACAUUAAGCCGAUUCUGGAAUGGAUGAAGGCCAGUGCUCCUAAGCCCAAGUGGAGCGACGUCUCAGCAAUAAGUUCGACCACGAAAAGCUAUUGGGCCCAAUGGGACAGCUUGCUGAUUCAGGAUGGAGUCCUGUGCCGUAAAUGGGAAAAUGGUCGGGGAGACAGAUGUCAUUUGCAAAUGGUUGUCCCUAAGGCUAAAGUACCGGAUGUUCUACAACUGUACCAUAGAAGUUCUUCAGGAGGCCACCUGGGAGUUAAACGAGCUCUCCUGAAGAUCCUGAAGAGAUUUUAUACGUGGUAG
Messenger RNA from Parnassius mnemosyne (clouded apollo), 1368 nucleotides. The record is from the annotation of a GenBank genome assembly. Lineage: Eukaryota; Metazoa; Arthropoda; Insecta; Lepidoptera; Papilionidae.